Scleropages formosus (Asian bonytongue) is the source of this 1906-nucleotide messenger RNA. It is a transcript of the gene mlf2, whose product is annotated as myeloid leukemia factor 2. The coding region runs from base 773 to 1525 and encodes 250 amino acids. Lineage: Eukaryota; Metazoa; Chordata; Actinopteri; Osteoglossiformes; Osteoglossidae. The transcript is spliced from 8 exons. The record is from RefSeq and is a predicted model, not a curated record.
CACAGGGUUAUGGAACAUUCUUACUCGUUCUCUUUUUUCGAUACUGCGUUUUAUUUGUAUUUGCAUUUCACUGUGCGUUUUCGUUAACGGUGAUAUUUUCAUUUGCGUGGAGAAAAAAAGGCUGCUGCAUUUUGAACCGCUGUGAACGGUGUCGGACCGACUGGUUGUUAGACUUUAAUAACUGCAUUUUUCGUUGUCUCGUUCUGGCUUCCUUUGUUUGACUUCCGUUUUAUUUCGCGAUUAGCUGGCUGUGCUAGUAGUAAACAUGUUAGCGUUUGUGUUGACCUAAAAGAAUUUGUGACGAAAAAGUGGGCACCUGUAACAACAAACUGACAAAAAGUUAAGCUGUGUGGAGAUUUAGACUUCGCGUAAAUACGUUUCCAGUACAAUUCAGUGAUAUUCCAGCUGCUAGUGUCUGGGACUCGACCUACUAGCAGGUCUGCUAAUUACUGCAGUGCUGGCAGCGAUCAGUUCGGAUAAAUGAGCGAAACAUUUCCCUUGACUUCCCUCACCGUCUUUUGGGAAUUGUGUGCGUGUUGCGUUUGUGUCUGAACGCUGCCAUUAACGCAUGUGGUUUGUCAGUCGCUAUUCAUUAGCUGCCCGUGGUCGCGGAGAUAGAUCCGAUCGCCUGCAGCCUGGUGCUGCUGCCACGGUGUUUGAGCCCCAGCGCAUCUCUGCUCUGCAGUUACUGUCGGACGAAGCAUAACACUGCGUUUUAUCGCAUUUAAACCUUUAAGUGAAGAAUAAAGGUCAAAGCUUUGGGGGAAAAAACAUGUUUCGCUAUCUGAGUGACUUGGACGACAGUCCAUAUAUGAUGGAUCCGUUUGCAGCCCAUAGGCAGCAGAUGCGGAGCCUGUUUGGUCCUUUUGGCAUUGAGCCGUUUGCCCUCAGUCCUCAGAUCCAGCCACCCCGUGCUUCCCACCUCCAGGCUAGAGCCAUGGCCCCGUUUGGAAUGAUGGGAAUGGGAGGGGGUUUCCUGGACAUGUUUGGGAUGAUGGGAGAAAUGAUGGAGAACAUGGAGCGGAUGUCUGGUUCCCCCAGCUGCCAGACCUACUCUUCCUCCACAGUUAUCUCCUACUCUUCCACAGACUCUGGGGCUCCCAAAGUAUUCCAGCAGACCAGUGAAUUCAGGACUGCACCUGGAGGGAUCAGAGAGACACGUCAGACCAUUCGGGAUAGCGAAAGUGGUAUGGAGCGCCUGGCCAUUGGUCACCACAUCGGGGACCGAGGUCAUAUUAUGGAGAGAUCUCGCAACCGCAGAACUGGAGACCAUGAGGAGAGGCAGGAUUUCUUCAACCUGGAAGAGUGUGAGGCUGCAGCCUUCGAUGAGGAGUGGAGAAGGGAGACUGCGCGGUACCAACCUCCCAGUGCCCGGGCACUGGACUAUGGCAGAGACCGGAGGAUAACUGGAGGAGGGCAACAGCUGGCCCUCACUGCCCCCCCAAACUCCUCUUCCUCACCUUCUCCUCGCCAUGACUCACCCCGACACCCCCCAGCACCCACUCGCCCUCGCUAUGACUGGUAACUGCACUGGAGUGGAAAUGAGAAGAUGUAGUGGUUCUGGAUUACAGUGAUGCUGUGAAAAAAAAGAAAAACUUCUCAUGGAGAGAUGGAAUAACCAUCGAAGAUCUCUGUAAUUUGGCUGUCUAUAUAUAAAGUAUACGUAACACGUUCUCCACAAGAGGUACACAUACUUACUGUAGACUCAAUAUGUAACCUUGAGACACACUUUGUAUAUAGAAACACUCAUACUGUUCAUUAAUGCACACUACACUGCAUACAAAUGCUAUGUGAUAGACUGUACAGUCUGUAUGUUUGUAUAGGCACUGUAGUGUGUCUGUGGGUUGAAUUGUACAUCGUUGAUUAAAUGGCAAAAAAUCAUUAAUAAACAUUGUUAGAUAAUUAA